AUGGCCUCGCUGGGGGACCUUGUGCGCGCCUGGCACCUGGGCGCGCAGGCUGUGGAGCGCGGGGACUGGGCCGGCGCCCUGCGCCUCUUCUCGGGAGUCCCGGCGCCGCCCGCCAGGCUGUGCUUCAACGCGGGCUGCGUGCACCUGCUGGCCGGGGACGCCGAGGCCGCGCUGCGGGCAUUUGACCAAGCAGUGACCAAAGACACCUGCAUGGCCGUUGGCUUCUUCCAGCGAGGAGUGGCCAACUUCCAGCUGGCGAGGUUCCAGGAAGCUCUGUCUGACUUCCAGCUGGCCCUGGUGCAGCUGAGGGGCCAUGCUGCCAUCGACUACACACAGCUGGGCCUGCGGUUCAAGCUGCAGGCCUGGGAGGUGCUAUACAAUGUGGCAUCAGCACAGUGCCAACUGGGGCUCUGGACAGAGGCGGCCAGCAGCCUAAGGGAGGCCAUAUCCAACUGGCCGGAGGGGUCCCUGAAUGGCCUGGAGUCAGCUCUGGACCAAGUGCAGAGACAGAGCUUGCUGCCGCUGAGGCAGGUCCCCAGGGGUGAGGUCUUCCGGCCCCACCGGCGGCACCUGGACCAUCUGGAGCCCGUGGAUUUCCUGGGCAAGGCCAAGGUUUUCCCCUCCACGGUGGCCUGGCAAACACGGGCCAGGUGGUGUCCUCUGCCAUCCCUGAUGACCAGCGCUGGGCCGUCCGCCUGCAGCAGCCGCAGGGACUCCGAAAGAGCUGGCACCCAGCAGGGCGCCCUCCACGCAGAGACAGAGGUCAGUGCUGAGUGCUGCACGUUGGCUGCCUACCGAGAGCAGGUGCGUGGACAGGGCCUCUCCCUACUCGGGGUCGGAGCUCCUGCUGCUUCCUCAGGCUGGGGACCACAGUGGAACCAGCACCAGGGCGGAGGGAGCAACUCACUGGGGUUCGACAGGGCCAGCCAGAGGCCCCAGAUGGAGCAAGAUGGCAAACCAGCUCCUCUGUCUCCAGGGCCUGAUUUAGUGGGAGAGGUUGUGUCAGUCUUGCUCUGUCCUGCAGGGCCGCCAGCAACGGGGGCACCUGGCCCCAGCCCCUCUGAGGACCCAGCAGCUGCUGGGAGAGCAGGUGCGGGGUACGCUGAGCCGCUGGUGACUGUCACCGUGCAGUGCGCCUUCACCGUGGCCCUGAGGACACGAAGAGGUGCCGACCUGUCCAGCCUUCGGGCACUGCUGGGCCAGGCUCUCCCUCACCAGGCCCAGCUGGGACAACUCAGUUACCAAGCCCCAGGUGAGGAUGAGCGCUGGGUCCCCAUCCCCGGGGAGGAGUCACUGCAGAGGGCCUGGCUGGACACGGCCGCCAGCCCCCGGGGACUGCAACUGCAGUGCAGGGUGAGGGAGCUGGGGGCCGACCGGUCCUCUACCAGGUGGUGGCCCAGCAUGGCUACUCAGCUCAGGGGCCAGAGGACCUGGACUUCAGACAGGGGGCCACGGUGGACGUCCUGUGUGAAGUGGACCAGGCGUGGCUGGAGGGCCACUGUGACGGCCGCAUUGGCAUCUUCCCCAAGUGCUUCGUGGUUCCUGCUCACCCUCGAAUGUCGGGAACCCCGGGCCACCUGCCCCAGUCCCAGCAGGGAGAUCAGCCUUAGCAAUGCUGUGUCCACAAUGGUUUUAAUAAAAGCAACAUCCCACUGCAGUCCAACCCUCCAAGGGGGUGUGGGAGGGCAGCCUGGCCCAGAGACCCUGGGCCUUGACUCUGUCCAUCUGCUCAGACAACAGCAAGGAGAUCAGGGUCUGGGCGGGGCAGCUCCCUCCUCUUCGCCCCAGCUGCCCCUCCUGAGGCCCCGCAGCCACACAGCCUGGAGGCGCGGCAGUCCUGGUGGCCGGUGUGCAGAAAGGCAUCCAGGGCCCUGGAAGCCCAGUGGGGAGGGCCCCAGGGAUGCCGGGAGGGGAGGCCACACAGCACCCUGAGGGUGCCCCAUCGGUGGCUGUCACCUGAGGGUGGGCAGAGACACACAGCAAGGCCCCAUGGCGCUCGGGGCUUGGGAAGCCGACAGCAUCCCAGGCGCAGCUGCCUGAGGGUUCUGCGGGGCGUGCCUCUGCCUUCCUGCUAGUCCUGCACCCAGAAGAGCUGAAUCGCGGCAGCCGCCAGCACUGCCACCAGGGUCAGCACCAGGAACACCACUAUGGCCACCCAGACGCUGUAGCUCUCUGCCCGCCACUGAGCCGGCGCCUCAGCCGGGAUCAUCCCAGUCAGGUUCAGCAUGUAGCCCAGCGUCCAGCCGAUGUCAAUGCCACCCGCCUGCGGGACACACAGCUGCUCAGGGCUGCAGGGCAGCUACCCCGGGGCAACACCCUGCCCACGCCCUGGGGAGGUGGUCACCUGCUUUCGGAACUGGAUGCUGGGCCAUGACUCCUCACUGAAGCCGUAGCCGUCUCGAAGAAGGGUGAGGAUGUACAGGCCUGAGGCACAGUAGUCACGCAGCCAGCGGUCCUGGCCAGGGUAGCUGGCCUCCACCUGGGGUGCAGGAGGUCAAGGGGCCAGGUGAGGGCCCUGAUCCCUGGUCACGCUGGGACUGCCUAUCUGCCCUGGCCAACCUGAGUGCCCAGACAAGAGGGGGUGCUGGGCAGUAGCAGAGGCCCCUUCCCGCUGUCCCCGUGGGGCUCCACUGACCAGCCAAGUGGUACAGGGUGCAGCCCCCUCAGCAGGCCAGAGGCUGGGCUCAGUUGCAGCCGUGGCCCCAGCCUCCUACCUGGAGCUGUCCUCUGUCCAUGCCUCCCCAGCCCUACUGGCCACUCUCCCCAGAAUGAGGUUCCAGCAUCCUGUCCAGGGUAGCCCUGCACCCUCAGGAACCCUCACUGUAGCCAGGGCCCACCCACCAGCUUCCAGGACCUCCGGCAAAACUCCCAGAUGGUGGCGUUGGCAGUGCUCAGGGGCUGCCCGGAGGUGAGGUUCAGAAAGUGGAAAGUGUAGUAGAAGUUGGAGAAGGCCUAGGCAGGAGGAGAGGGGGCUGUGGCCAUAUGGGUCAGACCCCACCCACCUGGGCCAAGAGCCAACCUAGGCCUCUCCGGGGCCUGCUGGAGUCAGGCAGGCACCCAGGGCCCCACAAGGAAGCCAGGAACCCAGGGCGGGGGUGGUGUGGGUGCUCACAUAGAACUGGCCCCGUACUGGGGGCUGGUAGACCCCGUUGAAGGCACAGUCUUCCUGACCCUGGCAAGCAGAGAAGUUGAAAAGUUCCUGGAUGGCCGAGACGCAGGCCCCAGGGUUGCCUGUCCCUUCAACUGUAAGAUUCUGGGGAAGGCCCAGAGGAGGUGUGGUGUCGACACAGGGUGACUUGUACAAGGGGGCCAGGGCCAGCGUGGUCCGGUAGCCGCUGAGGUAGCAGGGGUGACGGAGCAGGGCAGCCGGGUGGCUCUGCAGAGGGCAGGGAGGCCUGAGCACCAGCCCCAUACCCACAGUCCUUUCCAUCCUGGGCCUGAUAACCCACACCAGCCCCGCACCCAUAGUUCUGUGCACCCUCCCUGGGUCUGGACCACCCGCGCCAGCCCCAUGCCCGUAGCUCUGUUCCCUCAGCCCCGUGCGCCCUCCCCUGGGCUGGCUGACCUGCACCAGCCCAAUAAGGAGCCUGCUCAGCAUCUGGUCCCGUCCAAAGCAGAGGUAGCUGUGCGUGUAGACGCUGUAGUCAGAUCCAUAGAGGCGAAAAUCGGCCUGCGUGCUCUUGUCCAAGAUGGGGCCCCCAGGCACAAAGGUGAUCUGGGUGGAGGCCCCCCCCAUGUCCAGGGCGCCCACCAGCAUCUCCUCUGGAGGCCGGAUCCAUUCUCCAGUGAAGGAGUACUGGGCACAGAAGGGGGCACUCAGCCCAGAGCAGCCACUGGGACCCGCCCUGGUCACCAGCCCAACACUGGCCGCUCACAGACCAGCCCCCGCCCUUGGGCUGCCUGUGGCACCUUGACCAGCGUCCCCAAGCCGUAGUUGACGGUGAUCCAACCAAAGGCACCUUCGUCUUGCCCAGCCAGGAGCUCGGCACCCCAAAAGUCAACAGGAGACCGGCCCAGGACCUGGGUGACUGCUGCAAAGAUGUCCCUGGCCUGAGAGCUAUUCUUCUGUCUGGACACAGAGGACCAGGGGCUGGAGCUGGCUGGAAGCCUGGGCCCAGCCCCAGCCUGCCUGCCACCAGGGUGGAGACCAUAUUUCCUGCAGCCACUCCCCGUGGGUGCCAAGGCCAUGCCUGCCUCACCUGAGCAAUCUCAUGCCAGCUGUGGCCCCCAGGAAAGUGGGUGUUUUCUGAUGCUGGGCCUCUGGGAUCAGGACCAGUGCCUCCUCCAGGCAGCCCUGCAGGCUCUCACCGGCCUGUGCCGGGUCCGAAGCAUAGGAGGAGAUUCCAGGGCCUGGAACACACCCGGGACAGAGCUCCAGACUCCACAGCCUGGUUGGGCUGAAAGGCAGCCCCCAAAGACGUGACCACCACCUGACCUCUGGUGUGGCCACCAGCCAAGGGCUGCCCGGCUGGAGGUGGCAGGAGGGUCUCUAACCCGGAGCCUCUGGAGGGUGCAGCCCUGUCCACACCUUGUUUUCAUUCUAGAAUGCUAGGAAAUAAAUGGCUGUGGUUUAAGCCUCCAA
Messenger RNA from Callithrix jacchus (white-tufted-ear marmoset), 4582 nucleotides. RefSeq names its product NADPH oxidase activator 1 (gene NOXA1). Gene Ontology annotation, molecular function: protein binding; superoxide-generating NADPH oxidase activator activity. Lineage: Eukaryota; Metazoa; Chordata; Mammalia; Primates; Cebidae. Gene Ontology annotation, biological process: superoxide anion generation. The record is from RefSeq and is a predicted model, not a curated record.